AGUGCACCCUGACACUGACCUCCGUGCCUGGAGUUUCUCUCUCAGGACCUAGGAGAAAGGAGCAGAGGCCAGGACCCACGGAGCCAGAGCUACAGGCUGGGGCAUUCCCAGGAGAGGGGCUGGUGUGGCCUGGAUGAGGUACAGAGAUGGGGAAAAAGCUGGACCUUUCCACACUCACAGACGAGGAGGCUGAGCACGUGUGGGCAGUGGUUCAGCGGGACUUCGACCUCAGGAAGCGAGAAGAAGAAAGACUUCAGGGGCUGAAGGGCAAAAUACAAAAGGAGAGUUCCAAGAGAGAGCUGCUGUCGGACACAGCCCAUCUGAAUGAGACCCACUGUGCCCGCUGCCUGCAGCCCUACCGGGUGCUCCUGAACAGCAGAAGGCAGUGCCUAGAAUGCAGCCUCUUUGUCUGCAAAAGCUGCAGCCACGCCCACCCAGAAGAGCAGGGCUGGCUCUGCGACCCCUGCCACUUGGCCAGAGUCGUGAAGAUCGGCUCCCUGGAGUGGUACUAUCAGCAUGUGAGAGCUCGCUUCAAGCGCUUCGGGAGUGCCAAAGUGAUCCGGUCUCUCUGCGGGCGGCUGCAGGGUGGAGGUGGAUCUGAGCCAAGCUUGGAAGAAGGAAAUGGAGACAGUGAGCAGACGGAUGAGGAUGGAGACCAGCCCCUCACCAGUAAAAAGAAAAAGCGCCUGCUCUCCUUCCGCGAUGAGGACUUUGAAGAAGAUUCAGAUCACUCAGUGCAGCCUUACAGCCAAACGCGGGGCCUGUCCUCAGUCCCUCAGACUGCACACAGCCUGCAGUCCCUCUCAGGUGAGCCCUACUCUGAGGACACCACCUCUCUGGAACCUGAGGGACUGGAGGAGAAUGGUGCAAGGGCUUCGGGAUGUCGUCCCAGUCCUGAAGUGCAGCCAUAUAGCCCUUUACCCUCUGGGGAGGAUGGUCACACUGAACUGAACUUGCCUGCAGCAUCCUGCGAGAGUGCCUUUGGGACCACAGCUAUGCCUGGGACUGAGGGUGUCAGGGGCAAACAUCUGCCCUCACAGUACCUGGCUGAUGUGGACACCUCUGAUGAAGACAGUAUCCAGAGUCCCAGGGCGGCCUCCCAGCAUAGCAAGAGGAGGGCCCGGACUGUGCCUGAGACUCAGAUCUUGGAGUUGAACAAGCGAAUGUCAGCUGUGGAGAACCUGCUGGUCCACCUGGAGAACGCGGUUCUGCCACCCUCAGCCCAGGAACCAACUGUGGAGACACACCCCAGUGCUGACACAGAGGAGGAGACACUCAGGAGGAGGCUGGAAGAACUGACCAGCAACAUCAGUGGUUCUGGCACCUCAUCGGAAGAUGAGACCAAGCCAGAUGGCACCUUCCUUGGAGGGUCCCCAAAGGUGUGUGCGGACACAGGGCACAUGGAGACCCAGGAAAGGAGCCCCCGGAGUCCUGGGAACCCAGCUCGGCCCACGAAAAGCACAGAUGAGGAGCUAUCAGAGAUGGAGGAUAGAGUGGCCAUGACAGUGUCUGAAGUUCAGCAAGCUGAGAGUGAGGUCUCAGACAUCGAGUCCAGGAUCGCAGCUCUGAGGGCAGCAGGACUCACAGUGAAGCCCUCGGGAAAGCCGCGGAGAAAGUCAGGCAUCCCGAUCUUUCUUCCCCGGGUUACUGAGAAACUUGACAGGAUCCCAAAGACUCCACCUGCAGACCCUGAGGACCAAGCCAAGGUGCCCAAGACAACAGCUGUGCCCUCUCUCCUGAGGAGGAAGUAUUCUCCCAGCAGCCAAGGCAUAGACGGUGGUUCUUUUGAUCGGAAAUCAGUGUACCGUGGCUCACUGACACAGAGGAACCCUAACGGGAGGAGAGGGACAGCCAGCCACAUCUUCGCGAAACCUGUGAUGGCCCAGCAGCCCUAAAGGAAGGCUCAUGGCACAGGACAGUACCACAAAGCACCCCACAGUUUCCUCCACAUGACGGUUGCCUCCCCAUGAGCUCUGUUCUUUGUGAUGCUCACAGCUGCUUGUAGUCAUCAUCCCAGUGAGGAGUAAGAAGAAUCUUAUGCGUGUCUUUACCAGGUCACCAACCCGAGCUAGGGUGCCUGCCAGACUCUGACCUGGGAAAUACAAACUCUGUGUCUCCCCUCAAUUGAUCAGUUCUCUGCCUGCUGAAGGACACUCAGAUACCAUCUCACUGUGAUUCUUCAACCCGAUCAUCGACUUUGUUAGGCCUCCCUCACAGCUGGGAUGAAAAGAGCUGGCUCAGAGGAAGCCCUGAACAUGUACACAUCCCUGACUAUGCAUGUGCAGGAGAUGGGAGGGGGAGGUAGAAACAAGAGUAUCUGUGGGCAUGAUGAGAGAGUGUACAAUUGCAGGAGUGAAUGAGGCGGGGUGGAUUCCUCCCCUACCCGACAGACUUAGUUCUUCAAACUUCCUUGUGUGUUCUAGAUGAGGGCAGAUAACACUGACCACCCCCCAACCCCAGCAUUCCCACCCCAAUAACCACCACCCACAGUGCCACACUGAGACCAAGCCUCCAACACGGGCUUUUGGGGUACACUGCAUAGGGACCUCGCUUUCUAGAUAGCUGUCUUCAAAUGCAGGCUUCUACCCUAUAGAUGACUGACUGCUCUGGGGUUUAUCAAGAACUCAGAUCUUCCAGAUCAAGCUCGUCAGAGCCAGUUUUGCUGGUGUCUGCACGGUCUGCCCUUCACAGCCAUCCCGCCACUACACACCCAGAGCUGCCUCUUUCCUGUCAGCUUGUAUCCUAUUCUGGGCAUCAAGAGAACACAUAGGCCAGAACCACAAACAUCCUAGUGUCUUCUGAAAAUAAACUCCAGGGAGAAGCCUCUCACUCAUUCAGAGCUCCUCUCAGGAGCGCCAUAUUUGUGACAACCUGAUGCAGGAAAUGUGUCCUCCUGUGCCACCUGUGCCCUGAACUACUUGCCACCUGACCCUACUUGCCCUUGGGGGUGAGGUGGCACAGAGUCAACAACACAGACUCCGGAAGGAGGUGGGAAACAGAAACACUGCAGCAAGUUCAUGUGAAUGAUGCUACAAGCUCUUUUAAUACCCUCCACCCACGCCCCCUUGAUCCCAAGAAAGCAUCUCUUCUAAACAGCAGUUCUUGACUGGCUGACAUUGUCUGCACCAGCAGUCCUUGGUCUCUCAGGCAGUCCUCCAUUAGGU
Molecule: messenger RNA, 3164 nt
Organism: Mus pahari (shrew mouse)
Lineage: Eukaryota; Metazoa; Chordata; Mammalia; Rodentia; Muridae
Gene: Mlph
Product: melanophilin
Exons: 16
Coding region: 147-1895 (582 amino acids)
Biological process (GO): intracellular protein transport
Cellular component (GO): cortical actin cytoskeleton
Molecular function (GO): actin binding; small GTPase binding; myosin binding
Source: RefSeq, a predicted model, not a curated record